UUAGUGGAUCACGGACAUCUUUUGAUUGGUAGAAGAAGAAGAAGAAGAAGAAGAAGGAACGCGACUGGGAGGAAGCAGGCGGGACGACACCAUCAAGCAGAAGCGCCCCUGCCGCCGUCCUCGCCGUUCCGGUAACGUUUGCCAAAUUUCCCGAGGAUGUGUGACCUGACGACAUGCCUGAAAUGUUACGCCGUCAUCAUGAUUAUUGUGUCGGGCUACCAUUUGAUCAAAGCCAUCAUAGACGGCAUGUUCUCAGACGUGCCUGUUCUCGUGGUGGCGAUUAUACAUGCUAUCCAUCUGGUACUGCACAUCAUGCUUUUGAAGGGCGUCGUUUCUAGGAGAAGGAAGCUGCUUCGCAUAUUCAUGAUCUACAUCCUGGUGCAUAUAAUUUUGGUCAUCGUCAUAAUAGUCCUGGAAGUCAUGAUCAUAAACAAAGGGAGACAUCCGGAACAAGGGAAACAACACGACGACGAAAAAGAUGUCCGGACCAUGCUGUAUGUGACCACGGGUGUGUCAAACGCCGUCAAUAUAAUAGUAGACUUGAUUAUCUACUUUUGCGUCAAACGCUAUCAUGACGCCUGUCCGCCAGGAAGCUAAAGUGUGACGACAGAUGUUGGACGUAAAGUAGGACGGCUGCCUGCCUUUCCUACAGCAGUUGCCUGCUUCUAAUACAGCGGAAUCAUGCUGGGCGCUAUUAGCCAAAAUGACAAUACAUGAAUACAGUUUA
Ornithodoros turicata is the source of this 727-nucleotide messenger RNA. RefSeq lists its product as uncharacterized. Lineage: Eukaryota; Metazoa; Arthropoda; Arachnida; Ixodida; Argasidae. The transcript is spliced from 9 exons. The record is from RefSeq and is a predicted model, not a curated record. The coding region runs from base 157 to 597 and encodes 146 amino acids.